AUUUUACAACUUUUUUAUUUUAUACAAAUAUUUAAAGCAAAAGAACUAAAAAUUAUUAACAAUAGAGUGAAAUUACUAAAUUUUAUACGCAGUAAAAGCAUUAGGAAAUCUAUUUCAAGUCUACCUUCGUAAUAUAAAUGCAGUUUAAAUUACAUAUAUAAAUUAAAUUUUAAUAAAAAUGUCGGGACAACAUCCAAAUUAUACACAACACAUAAGUGCCAAUUGUCCGAGAGGUGGACGAACUUACUCAAGUGCUGGAAGACCAUUUACCCCAGCAGAUCUUAAACCAUGUCCUUUGCAGUCUUCAUAUGAGCGUAAUAAUAGAAGUUUAUAUUUUCCUAAUGCUGACGAUAAUAUGCAAGAUAUUUGUCCAAAUAUGUCCAGCAAAGAAUAUUCUGGCAGGGCCUUUGAUCCUUGUUUAGAUAUAUCAGGAAAUCGAACGGAACGUUCCAAACAGCCGUUUCAGCAUAAGCAGGGUACUCAAAGAGGUAGUCGUUUAAACUUGGAAUAUGAAAUGGCUAGAAAUAAGGAUAUAGCUUUGGGAUGUUUAAGAGCUGAGCAAGCAGCAGCUUGUCCAAGACCUCCACACCAUUAUGAAAGGCAGGCAAUUGCAAGUAGUAAGCCACAAAUGGCGGCAAGUGCUAGAGGUAGACCAUUUGACUUAAGAGCGGAAAUGCAACGUCAGCUGACUGAGGCGGAAUCACCCAAUGUUUGUGUGAAACCUGGACGCGGUAAUAUUAAUAGGGGACGUCCAGUCGAUGUGGAUAGGGUUUAUGAUUUUAAUAUGCAGACAUGCACUCCUGCUGGCAGAAGCGGGCGUGCUUUGGAUCUGCAAAGGGACUUGACCUUCCGCCGUUUAAAUUUGCCUACUCCCAAGCAACAAAAACGUGCUAUAUCUUGCCCUACUCCUGUACAAUACAGUUCUCCCAAUUCUACUGCACAACGUUUGCCAAGAAUAUGUCCGCGACCAUCGCAAUCUGUUUGUGUUAGUCCCACACGAUCUAUUUCACCUUCAGAGGGGACUGUCAGUCGUUAUUCUACCCCAAUUAAUGACAGCUCUAUCAGAUCGCCAAGAAGAGCGGUUAAAUAUCCAGUGACCCCGGUAUGCCGACCCUUAAGAACACCAAUUUGUCCGGUUGGCGAAGAGGCUGCAGAAUCCCCAGGCAAUAUUACAAAAACUACAAUGACCAGAACCACCACUACAAGGCCCUUAAAUCCCCAGCACACUACCAUCAGUCCGACACUCCAAAAAUCAACUAAUAUAACGACUGAACUGUAUGAAAAUGAAACGCCUAGACUGAGAGCGCGGAAUAUUUCCAAUAUUACUCAAGAUAACACUCGUCAAUUGGAUUCAGGUUAUGGACAAACACCACCAAGAAAUUUCGCAUCCCAGACACCUUAUAAAACUCCAGAACAACAAUUAAAUAUAACGGAACAAACUACUUCAGCAAGUUUUCAAAAAACAUCAAGUCCUUCCAUAAUGAGAGACAAUAUUACCCAAAUGGAAUCAAUGAGGAAUGUUGAAAGUAUGGAUUCAAAAGCUAAAACUUUUCUAAACAAAACGCAAACGGUUCCACCACCUCCACCUUUACCGCCUUUGGACCCCAAUAGUAUAAACUGCCAAAAUCUACAGAGAACUUAUCGUUCUGGUGAUCAAAGCACUCGUUGUCCAGCUCCUACUUCUUCAACGGCAAGAAGUUUCGAUCAAACUGGUUAUUAUAAUAAUGUAAAUUGUCUUAUGGAGGAAGACUAUAGACCCCUACCUAGUAGAACCUGCCCUGGUCCAAUACAAACUCAACGAUCUCAAUACUGCCCAGCUCCAACAAAUGAAUCAUAUUAUUACAAUGCCUCGAUGUUUGCGGAACCUAGCCAAUUUCACAAAAGACAAUGUGAAUAUAUAGAUCUUACCGAUGAGACACAAUAUUUUGGUGAUGAUAUGGAUAUCAGCGUUCCCGAGUUAUUAUCCCGUUCCGCUUGCCCUAUUAAAUGUGAAGACUCCAACCAAAUGCAAUCUUGGAGAAUACCUCCCGAAGAUCUUACUUGUUGUGAACGCACUGGUUAUGAAACAUUCCAAAGUCAACAGCCAGAUUUAAGUUCCACUAUGGUACAGACUAUGCCAUCCCAACAAAGUGAGAUUAUGGGUGCUGAUUUUGAGGCCACCGAAUAUCAAGAAUUACCUAUGUCUUUGAAACCUCAAGCUCCCACAUGUCCUCCUUGUGAACAACCUAAAGCUAGUUUGUUUCGCUGUUUAGCUAAGAAGUUAAGUUCUACUUAUGAUUUUAUUUCCUCUUUGAUAGCACCACAAAAAUCAGCAAUAACAGUUCCAAUGGAUCAGACAACGGGCCAAGUAUGUGAUACAACGACUUUUGGGUUGAAUACAAUGUUUAACACAAGUGGACGUCACAAUGCCACAACAACAUUUGAUUUAGGAGAUUUGUACGCAACACAGUGUAAUAAUGAUACAACAAAUUUCGGCCUAAACAGUCUUUUUGGAAAUAAAACGCAAUUAGUGGAUGAACCUAGCUCGUUAAGAGAAUGUGCCAAUGCCAAGAGAUGCGGCCGCGUGCAAUUUGAUAGUUCAGAUAAAGGUCAAGUUCAAGAUCCGCAUCGCACGGCCAUACGUAAAGCUGAAAUAGAAAACUUGGUAAAUGAUACCUAUUGCCCGGGCAUUAUACAGGAAACUAUAGAUGGUCGUGAAAAUUUUAAUAAUUAUUCCUUUAAUAUGAGUUUGGUUCAAGAGCCCAAAGAUGCAACUGUUUGUGAAGGACCACCUAAAGAAGAUCCCAUGACCUUAUUAGAGGCUUUUUCAAUACGCAUAGAAAAGGAAAGAAUUGAAAUCAAUAAGGAUUUAAAUGAAACAUCAACAGUUGGGGAAAUUGAGGCUUCUUUACAUAAAUAUUUUGCCAGUCAAAAUCCUAGCGACUUAAAUCGUUCCAUUAAAUGUCUAUUAUUAUCGGAGCACUUACAAGAACAUGAGCAGGAGGAAAAAAGUAAAGGUUCUUCUUUUGAAGCUGAAGUGCAAAAAUUGGUUACCACAUUUCCAGAUAAUGCACAAAUAAAAUUAAUAGCUUAUACCGGCCACACUAAGGCUGUUAAAGAAACUACAGAUGAAACAUAAAAUUCAGUAAAAAAAAAUUUAAGAUUUAAAAUAUUUUCGAUAUUAACGACUGCCUGAUAUAUAUUUCUGUUUAUAUUUAGCAAUAUUUAAUAAAAAUAAAUCAUUUCAGAAAUAUAUUUUUUGAAAAAC
Lucilia cuprina (Australian sheep blowfly) is the source of this 3247-nucleotide messenger RNA. RefSeq lists its product as uncharacterized. The transcript has 18 exons. Bases 179 to 3118 code for a protein of 979 amino acids. NCBI's taxonomy places the organism in Eukaryota, Metazoa, Arthropoda, Insecta, Diptera, Calliphoridae. The record is from RefSeq and is a predicted model, not a curated record.